CACGGUCACACUGGGUCUAGCUGGCGAUUCUGAACUGACGAGUUUUGUUAUUGGCGGAGAGAAAAUUACGGUGGUUUAUAAAUUCUCAGUUAAGCCGAUUUCUCAGCCCACGUAUAUAUAUUUAUAUAUAUAUAUAUCUCUGUUCCCCGACCGAUUUGCAAUCGAAUCGAAAGCACCGAAAGUCGAGCGGCCGCGUAUAUUUUUUUUCUGUUUUUGCCCCUCGUGCAACAUCAGUGAACUAGCGGCCCCAUCGAGAAAAAGUGAAAUUGCCUUUUGCGGCAAAUAAGAAGGAAAAUAAAAGCCAAAAGAAUACAACAAAUUAAGUACACGGCAACGGCAGCCGAAAAAUUGUUGUUUACAAUAAUAGAAGUAUUUAAGCCAACGGGCGUCGCUGUGUGCGUGUGUGCGUGCGUGUAGUUGUUGCGCCAAAAAUUCCAAUCGGAAUUCUGGAACAGCUGGCCACAACAACAAAACGCGGCCAAGAAAAAAGAACUGCUGAAAAAUGGGCGAUUUCGAUCUGAAUGUGGACAGUUUGAUACAGCGGCUGCUGGAGAACUUCAAAAAGCAAAAAGAGGCCGAAGAGCACGCCCAGAAGCUGCUAAUCGCUCAACAAUUGGCCGCCGCCGGCGGAGCGGCUGCCGCCGUGGCCACCGCCUCAGCCGCCGCCGCCGCUGCCGCCGUUUCAGCCUCAUCGCCCACAUCGAGCAGCAGUUACCCGGCGGUGGCGGCCUCCUUUGGAUCGGGACUGGGAUCGGGAUCGGGAUCGGGAUCCGGUUCUGGUUCUGGUUCUGGUCCAGGUCCAUCCUCUGGCUACGAUCCGCUGGACGAGCUCACCGAACAGCAGCGCCGACUGCUCCAACAAUACUCGAUAUCGCCGCCCAGCGAGACGAUGAUAUCGGCCGAUGGCGACCAGAUCACCGUCCAUCAUCCGCGCGAGGAGCCCAAGAAAUCCCGAUUGAAAUUGCGCGACUUUUUCGUCGCCGAGUUUGUGCGCAGCUGCCGAACGGGCAAACAGGUCCAGAUGACCGAGGCGGAGGUGCGCGGCCUGUGCCUCAAAUCGCGCGAGAUCUUCUUGCAACAGCCCAUCCUGCUGGAACUGGAGGCCCCGCUGAUCAUCUGCGGUGACAUUCACGGCCAGUACACAGACCUGUUGCGGCUAUUCGAGUACGGCGGAUUCCCUCCGGCCGCCAACUACUUGUUCCUCGGCGACUACGUCGAUCGGGGCAAGCAGUCCUUGGAGACCAUCUGCCUGUUGCUGGCCUACAAGAUCAAAUAUCCGGAGAACUUCUUUUUGUUGCGCGGCAACCACGAGUGUGCCAGUAUUAAUAGGAUUUAUGGCUUCUACGAUGAGUGCAAGCGCCGGUACAAUGUCAAACUGUGGAAGACCUUCACAGAUUGCUUCAACUGUCUGCCGGUAGCCGCGAUCAUUGACGAGAAGAUCUUCUGCUGCCACGGUGGCCUCAGUCCCGAUCUUCAGGGCAUGGAGCAGAUCCGUCGCUUGAUGCGGCCCACAGAUGUGCCGGACACCGGGUUGCUGUGCGACCUCCUGUGGAGCGAUCCCGACAAGGAUGUUCAGGGCUGGGGCGAGAACGAUCGCGGUGUGAGCUUCACGUUCGGCGUGGAUGUGGUCUCCAAGUUCUUGAACCGGCACGAGCUGGACUUGAUCUGCCGUGCGCAUCAGGUUGUGGAGGAUGGCUACGAGUUCUUUGCGCGUCGCCAACUGGUCACCUUGUUCUCGGCGCCUAACUACUGCGGGGAGUUCGACAAUGCCGGCGGCAUGAUGACCGUGGACGACACGCUUAUGUGCUCAUUCCAGAUCCUGAAACCAUCUGAGAAGAAGGCCAAGUAUCUGUAUAGCGGAAUGAACUCGUCGCGACCCACAACACCGCAGCGCAGCGCUCCAAUGCUUGCGACCAACAAGAAGAAAUAAUAUAUCCAUCCGCUUCCAUUUCCUUAAAGGUUCAACAAACAACAGAAAUAAACUUUUACAUAGAUACACACAUAUAUAUAUACAUAUAAAUAUAAAAAAGGAUAGCGAACGAGAGAACGAUACAGUAGAGAACGGGCAAAUGAUAAAUGAUAAAUGAUAAAUGAUAAAUUAAAUGUGUGAGCUAGUGACGCAAGCCGAACCCAAGUGCAUAAAGAAGAUAAACAUUAAUGUGUAUCCGUCAUUAUCUGUAAACAAACAUAUUGCCUGCUUUAUUUUGGGUGUGGAAUCUGUGUCUAACUUGAUUACCUUAUCCGUGUACCUGCUAGUUGAUGCAAGAGCAACAUCCGCAGCAACGGCGAAGCACUCACAGGCCCUAGUUAAGUUGAGUCCUGCAUUUGAUGAUUAUCUGUUGAAUGGAAAUUGUAACAACUCCCCCUAACAGCAGCUCCCCAGCCCCCAAAAAAAUCCCGAAACAUGCAGAUAAAUAAAUAAUUAAAAAGUACAGCGAUGUUAAGCAAUGAAUUUAUAUAUAGGCUUAUUAAUGUAAACUAUAUACGAUAUACUUAUAUAUUCAUAACUACAAGAGAGAAACGAAAAGAAACCUAUACAAAAAAGGAAAGCAAAGUAUCUGGCCACUGUGCGGUUCCUUUGGGGCAAGCACAGUGGGACGAAAACAGCAUGAACUAGCUAUCACUUAACUUUUCCUUUUGGCCCUGCGCCGAGCUUACGAAAUUCGCUGCAAUUGUACGAUUUUUGGUUCUCUUCCUAUCAACUAAGUGCGCAUUACAAAUUUGUCUAACAAAAACUUAAGGAAAAUCAAACAAAUAAGAAAGCAAAUGAUAAAAUUAAAGAAAAGAAACUAAACGAAAACCUAUGUAUUAAGCUUAAAACAGUUCAACUCUCUGUGUGUAUUUUAUUUAUUAUUUAUCUAUAAAUAUAAAUAUAUGUUCUUUUUGUCAUUGUUUAAUUAAUUUAUUGCUUACAUUGUAUUUAUAAAACGAAAAACAACUAAUCCGUAACAACAAUUUUUUUUUUCAUUAUACUCAGUUUAAGUGGCAAAAUACUGUUAACGUGUUAAUGGGCAUUUAACAAUUGGGGCUUGUUAUUUAAUGCCUACAACUUUACCUAGAAAACUCCAACCUAACUUUAACUUGCCUCACACACAAAAAACAAAAUAAUAAAUAAAAAUGUUUAAAUUUAACGAAUUUUGAAAGCAUUACUUCGAGUACUUGAAACACCAAUUUUUGUGCAUAUUUAAUUUAUAAAUAAGAGACGUAAUUCGUUAAAAAAUGUAGAAAGGGCGAAUAAGUGAAUGAGAAAGCAUAUGAAUAUAUACAAGUAUAUACAGGAGGAACGAAAGAGAAAACUAAUUUUUUCAUCGUCGUAACUUAUUAGAUUAUAGUGCCUUUUUUGCCUCCCAAAAAAAAA
Messenger RNA from Drosophila suzukii, 3358 nucleotides. It is a transcript of the gene flw, whose product is annotated as protein phosphatase 1 catalytic subunit flapwing. Gene Ontology annotation, cellular component: cytoplasm; nucleus. The record is from RefSeq and is a predicted model, not a curated record. Lineage: Eukaryota; Metazoa; Arthropoda; Insecta; Diptera; Drosophilidae. Gene Ontology annotation, molecular function: protein serine/threonine phosphatase activity.